Molecule: messenger RNA, 3031 nt
Organism: Trichomycterus rosablanca
Lineage: Eukaryota; Metazoa; Chordata; Actinopteri; Siluriformes; Trichomycteridae
Gene: epn3a
Product: epsin 3a
Exons: 11
Coding region: 696-2585 (629 amino acids)
Biological process (GO): endocytosis
Cellular component (GO): plasma membrane; endosome; clathrin vesicle coat
Molecular function (GO): phospholipid binding; clathrin binding
Source: RefSeq, a predicted model, not a curated record
ACAUUGAUUGUGUUUAGUGUAGGUGUGUUUGGUGUGUGUGUGUGUGUGUUAAGGUAAAGUCUCGGCAGUAAAGGGGUCAGUCAGGAUGUGGAAAAGCUGCGCACUCAGCCCCACCAGCCCAAAGUUGGGACCAGUAUGAGGAGCGAUGAGGAGAGAGGUGAGAACAACGCGGAUUUGUAAUCAGUUCUGUUUCUUGGUGUUGAAGGAGAAACUCGGGGAGCUUUAGCUGAGUCAUUUAAGCUGUUUGACGCAGUGCUGCUGGAUAUGUGCAGGGUUUAGAUUUGGAAUUGUGGGUGAAGCUGAUCAGACCCCCUCUUAGUGAAAGAGGGGUCAGCGUUGUUGUUUUGGUUCAUCACGAGGGCUGUAGUGAUGUGCAAUCAUCAAGACUGAUGUUUUGGUGUAGGGAACAGUUGUGUACCGUGUGGGUUUUCCUGAAUAUACAGUUGGUCUUUGUGGUGGGCAAGAGUGCCUACAUGUCUGUUUGUGUUGGAGUGAGUGAGUGAGUUGGGGGUGGUGGUCUGUAGUGCACCUCCACUUCUUUCAUCGGUCCAAACUGAAUGGGGUAUGUCCAAGGUUCUGUGGACUCGAAUAAGUGUUGCUGAAUUAGAGGAGCGCAGCACUUUCACCAUUUCAAGCCAUUAACUGAAUUAUUUCUUACCCCCAACCAAGAGAGGCUACAUUUCUCUACUGCCACAAUGACGACCUCGUCCUUGCGCCGCUCUGUCAAGAACAUCGUCAACAACUACACAGAUCCGGAGAUCAAGGUGCGUGAGGCGACCUCCAACGACCCAUGGGGUCCGCCGACCUCCCUCAUGAUGGAGAUCUCCGAGCUGACGUUUAACGUGGUGGCGUUCGCUGAGGUCAUGGGUAUGGUCUGGAAGCGUCUGAAUGACCAUGGCAAAAACUGGCGGCACGUCUACAAGGCGCUGACGCUCCUGGACUUCCUGAUCAAGACGGGCUCGGACCGUGUAGCGCAGCAGUGCAAAGAGAACAUCCAUGCAAUCCAGACGCUGCGCGACUUCCAGUAUAUAGACCGUGAUGGUCAGGAUCAGGGCCUGCAUGUACGCGAGAAUGCCAAGCAGCUCGUUACUCUGCUGCAAGACAACGAGAAGCUGAAGAAAGAGAGGAGCCAGGCACACAAGACCCGUGAACGGAUGGCGGCCAGUGGUGGAAGCAUGGGAUACGGCUCAAUGCCACCGCCCUAUACGGCACGCCGCACCAGCCAGCCCAGCAUGGCAGCCAUUUAUGGGGACGAGUAUGGCCGCUCUCGAGGCUCACCCUCCUCUCACAACUCCGCCUCUUCUUCCCCUCAUCUGGCCCCCGAUCUGGAGCAGGCCCGGCCGCAGACCAGCGGGGAGGAGGAGCUGCAACUGCAGCUGGCACUGGCCAUGAGCCGAGAGGAGAGUGAAAAGCCACCACCUCCUGUGGAUAUCGAUGAGCAGACACAGCUCCAGAUUGCUAUGAGUCUAAGCAAGGAGGAGGCCCAGAAGAGGGUUCCUCCUCCUGGGGUGGCUUUAGACAUGGAUGAGGAGACCCAGCUUCAGAUCGCCUUGAACCUCAGUAAGGAGGAACAUCAGCAGGAGCAGAGAAAUCGCCAAGGUGAUGAGUCAUUGCUUCAGAAAGCUCUUGAGGAGAGUAAACGAGAAAUGGCAGCUAAAGCAGAAGGGUCUGCCAUGCUAGAUCUGCUGGAUAUUUUUGCUCCAGCUGCUGAAGCACCUCCAACUGUAAGUCCAUGGGCUGUGUCUGGAACUGGUGGUCAAGCUCAGGCUGUGAGCCCACUGAGGUCUGACCCCUGGGAUUCUCUAGAACCUAGCUCCUCAAGUAGAGGUAUUGAAAGCCCCUGGAUGGCACCUGCUAGUCUUCAUUCUCAGCCAUGGAACCAGCACCCUCCUGACCCAUGGGAAGCCUCUCAGAAAGCUCCCAGUCCUGCACCGCCAAAUCAAACAUGGAUCUCAUCUGCUCCAGCUGCCUCAGGAAUAGAUCCCUUUUCUCCCCUGUCAGCAGACAAAAAGGGGUCUGCUGCCUCUGCCAGAGGCCCAUCGCCACGACCCGGAAGUCCCUCAGAUGGAUAUCUUUUUGAUGAGGCCAUGAAUGGAGGACAGGUAAACAUUAAUGGCAGGAGUGAGGAGAGCCCGGAGUUAUUCGAUCUGUCCCGUCUGAGAGAGAGUCUAAAUGAACAAAACCCUCGAAGCUGUCACACUCCAGAAGCCUUUCUGGGCCCAGAAGCGGCCUCGCUUGUGAACUUUGACUCUCUGAUCCCGUCAAAUCCUGCUCCUAAAAACUUGAACCCAUUUCUAUCAGCUCUGAGUGCUCCGUCAGCUACCAACCCAUUCCAAAGCGAGCCGCCACGGCUCACUCUGAAUCAAAUGCGUCCGAGCUCCACGUCACCUGGUCCAAGCUCGCUGCCAUACAGCGCGUCUCUGCCUCUGCCUGCGAGCAGUCAGCCUUUGUCUUUACCCAGCUCCUUCACCCAGUCUGCAGAGGGACAUGCUGGCAUGCCUGGGACCCUGCCUCAACCACUACUCCCCCUAUCAUCCACAACCACGCACGGACAGCCAGAUCACAGUCAGAACCCGUUUCUAUGAGUGCCUGUAUGAGCAAAAUUUUAAAACACUGGCCUGAACCUGAAUGUAAGCUUGCUUUCAAUGAAGUGACAAUUUAACCACAGACUUGGCUCAGAACUGGAAUGUAUUUCAAUUUAAUAACAGUACUGUUUUUUUAUGGGCUUUUAAACGUUUUCACACUCUUUACAGGUUUGCUCUUAGCAGCUGCUACUUCCUGCUAUCUUCCUUAUAUCUAUGCCAAAAGAAUCAGCACUACAAGAUAAAUCAAUUUUUUUAUAUUAGAAAGCAAUGGUGAAUUUAUGAACUACACCUAGUUUUAAAAGGAACUUCCUAGCAUAUUGUAAUCACCAGUAUGUUCAAUUUAUUUAUGACAUUACCAAGCUUGCAUCCUCACCAUCACUCUCCACUACUAUUCGUAAUCCAAUAAAGCCUGAAAACUUCCUGUUCCACGCUCCUAUCACACACUU